AUGUCUCUUCUCACUCAUCACAGUCCUCAAAAGUUGGGUGUUAUCGCUGGGAUUGGAGCUGCUGGUGUGGUCACUGCUUAUCUGCUCAACAAAUUUGCAAAACAUCAACGUUAUUGGAAUGCGGAAUAUGUUAAUGUUGGCCGAGUUGAGAGAUUGUUUCUGUAUCCGAUCAAAAGUUGCAAGCCUAUCGAGGUAAGAGUCGUUUUAUGUUUUUUUUUAAAUUUUAGGCCUAAAUUUAGGUAUGAUGGCUAAUAUUUUGGAUGUUAUCUAGUCUAUUUAUAGAUAAAAAGUGUUAGUAUCUUUAUUUUAUAAGCUUUUACGCUAUAAAGAGCCACUUUUAGACAUCAUUUCUCGACUGUACAGAACGAGGAUCCAGAAAUGGCUGGCUGAUGGAUAGAGAAUAUCUUGUUGUCGAUGAAUUGCAUGAACAUUUGUUCUUGACCGCUCGUCAAUACCCAAAAUUGGUGUUGGUUGAUUGUGAGGCUACUACAAACAAGUUUACCGCCAAGUUUCCUGAUGGUAAACGUGUAGAAAUUGAUCUAGAAGAAAUCGUCAAAAGAAACGAUGUCAGAAGAGCUAUGUAAGCCUGUAGUUUAUUUUCUUGUUAUGCUUUUAGGCGUUAUAUCUUGAGAGCUACUUGAUUAUCUUAUAGAAGCGUCAUAUCGCAUCAUAUGACUUGUGAACGUUGUUACCUAAAAUCUGUAAUUUAGACUUCACGAAGGAAAACAAACGGAUGGCUUGGACUGUGGUGAUGAAGUUGGUCAGGCUUUUACAGAAUACCUUGGUUUAGAGGGGAAGAGGAAGCUAAGACUGUUAAAAUUUGAUCCAAAACUUUGGACUGAACGAGACUUCAGAAGCGAUCCAAAUUGGUGGAAUAAUCCUGUCCCUGACGUACAAGAUCAUGUAAGUUAUUGUGGAAUGAAACAAAACAUUCAUACUUGUAAACUUGAAGGUACAACAGUAGAAACUUGAUAAUGAUGUGGUUUAUAGAUCAAUUUUAAUGAUAUGACAUCGUUUAUGGCUAUUUCGACUGCAAGUUUGGAGGUUUUAAACGAAAAAUUGCAGGAAGUUGGAAGCGAGGCAAGUUUAUUAUAUUUUAAUAGUAUGUUUGGUCUUUAGGAAUAUAAUUAACGUCAUAUUUUUAAUAUAGGUAUGAAAUGGUUUAGUUUUGCUAAUUGACAAAGUUUCAGAAAGUAGAAAUCAGGAAUUUUCGACCAAACUUCUACAUAAAAGCUGACAUCCCAUUUACAGAGGAUUACUGGCUAAAUGUUCGGAUUGGUGAUGCUGAAUUUGCUUGUUAUAGGCCUUGUACUAGGUAAGUUUUUUAAAUUGGUUUUGUGGUAGAUGCGUUUGGAUAAGUCCUUUGAUUUGGAUAUUGUUUUAGGGACGUAUCAGGUAGAUAAAGUAUAUUUGUGACUAGGUUUGAUUAUAGAGUGGAUAUUGUAGUUUAUUAUAUAAAGCAGGUUGUAGGGCUUGAGUUGCAGUAUUAUAUUCUUAAAAUGGCUUAUAAGACAGAGUAAUAUAAUCUUUUUAGAUGUGUCUUAACCACUGUGAACCCGGAAACUGGCGUCAAAAAUAAGGAAAUGCAACCUUUGAAGCUGUUGAGAGAGUAAGUUGAUUAAUUUUAAAGAUCUUUGCUGCAAUUUUACCUCUUUUCACUCGAUUUUUUAAUUUAAAGUGACAAAAAGCAUAAAAGAAAUGUUGCGUUUUACCAUGUUUUUUCGUUAAAAAGUGUUUUCAGUUUCCGUUUGGCACCAGAAGGACCACUUCGUGAAGAGUUUCAGAAGAGCCCCAUCUUUGGCGUGUUUAUGUGUGCUAUCAGACCUGGUCGCAUUCGUUCUGGCGAUACUGUAUUUGCACAGCUGAAACCUACUCCAUUUUAA
Molecule: messenger RNA, 1883 nt
Organism: Bursaphelenchus okinawaensis
Lineage: Eukaryota; Metazoa; Nematoda; Chromadorea; Rhabditida; Aphelenchoididae
Source: the annotation of a GenBank genome assembly